Molecule: messenger RNA, 2974 nt
Organism: Malaclemys terrapin pileata
Lineage: Eukaryota; Metazoa; Chordata; Testudines; Emydidae
Gene: FAM151B
Product: family with sequence similarity 151 member B
Exons: 6
Coding region: 768-1853 (361 amino acids)
Source: RefSeq, a predicted model, not a curated record
AAUACACAUGUCCAUAACAGUACAUCUGUCCCAUUCCUUGAAUAUUAAUGUUUGAUAAGUUAUAAAUUUUACUCUUAAUAAUUGCACCAGAAACAUCUAGUCUCACACCUUACACAGAGCUUUGAUUAUAUUCCUGCAUGUUUCUUUACACUAAAGCGUUCGCUAUAAUUGUUUUACUUCUGUUUACAUGAUGUUUUGUAAAGGUGUUAACACUCCCUAAUAUAAAAAGCCUCUGCCACUUCACACAGCUCCAUUAGUGAUGGCACUCAUCUUAGUUUUGCCAAUGAGAAGCGUGGAAGGUGGUUUCCCAUUUAUUAUGCUGCAGUUUAGGCAUUAAAUCAGGCUCGGUACUGCGUGUUUAAAAAUGGGAAAGUACGUAUAAGAGCUGUGUAGGGCCGAGCAGUAGCCCCCUUUUAGCAGAAUUCUAGGCUCAGGGCUCGUGCCCCGUAACCGUUUUUUCACAAGUGUAAGGGCCGGAGCAGGCAGCGGUACCUCUACCCGGCCCUAGCCCGAAGGGGACAGGGCUGAACGCUGGACAGUGAUGCGGCCGCCACAGCCCCCUGCGGAGACGUGGCGUAGCGAUGGCAGCACGCGCUCGGUUUAUGCUGAACCGUUAACAUCGCCCCUGGAUUGCCGUUUUGGGGGGGCUGGGGUAUUGAUCCGUCCUCCUGCCCCACCACCCUGCUGCCAUUGGCCUGCCCCAGCCGCACCCGCCGGCGGGGCCUCACCGAACCGCGCGGCUGCGUGUCCGGGGUGGGCGGGCCGCGAUGUGCCCUGAGCGGGGUUCCGGCCCUGGCACCUGGGAAGGAAGCAGCAAGAACCGCUUCUCCCGCGGGGGAAGACGGGUCCCUCCGCACCAGCUCCAGAGCGCCCCGCCCGGGAAGACGGCCACGAGGUGCUGCGCUGCCCUACAGGAGCAACCGUUGUUCGCUGGUCCGGCAGCAAACCCGGCUCCUUGCGCCCCGAGUCCCAGGCUGAAUCGAGUCCCGGCCGCAGGAGGCGGGGCUAAGCCGGCAGGACCCAGGCGCCUGCGCCCGGCCAUGGAGGGGGAGCUCGGAACUUGGAGUGGAAAUGUAUUGGAUUAUUUUCUGAACGCUAACCAGAUUAAAACCAGAGAUGGAGCAGAAAUUAUCUGGUAUCAUGCAGCAAACAAUAAAUCACAAAUGAAAGAGGCAAUACAAAGUGCUGCUCAUAUGGUAGAAGCAGAUAUUCUUCUUUGUGGUGAAGAAGGAAAUGGUGAACCAAUCAUGGCUCAUCCUCCUGAAACAAACAGUGACAACACAUUGCAGGCGUGGCUAAAUGAGAUUGUGAACACUAAAAAAGGCAUCAAGCUGGAUUUUAAGAGUCUAGCAGCGGUGAAGCCCUCUAUGAUGCUUCUUGAAGGCAUAAAGUUGCAUCUAAGGCGACCUGUUUGGAUUAAUGCAGACAUUCUCCCUGGACCUAAUGGAAGUAACACUGUUGUGGAUGCAAAAAGAUUUCUAGACACUGUAACUUCAUUCUGCCCGGAUGUGACCUUAUCGUUGGGCUGGACAACUGGGUGGCAGCCUCAACAAUGCAAUAAAGGAUACAGUUGGGCAAUGGUGAAAAAGAUGGCUCAGAUAUGUGAUGCACUUACUCAGCCUGUAACAUUCCCUGUUAGAGCAGCUUUGGUACAACAGUCAACAUCUGAGUUGCUUUGGUUAUUACAGAAGUCAAACAGGUACAGCCUGACUGUUUGGACAGGAAGGCAUGAUGAGUACUCCAUAGAAGACUUGCUCUACCUCAGAGAGAACUUGGAUAAAAGUAGGGUUUAUUAUGAUAUUUUGGAACCACAAAACUCUGAAUUCAGAAAGGCCAUAGGAAUAGAAGUAUGAAUAUAAAGGAAAUAGACACUGACACUAUAAAUAGUAAAUGAAACUAUGAAUUCACACUACUGUGGCUCUUUUGGGUAAUACUGAUCGCUAAUUUGGCUCAUGAACAACUGAGGUCUGAGUAUCGCUGGUAUAGGUAUACAUGGCCCUCCCUCAGCUCAGAGGACUGGACUAGAUGCGCUCUCAAGGUUCCUUCCUGAUCUACAUUUCUGUGAUUUCUUCUACACACUCAUCUCCACUGGUUUCCUGUGAAGCAGUGGGUUUAUUUUAAGGGCUCAUCUACACAAAUGUACACCAUAAUAACUAAAUCUAUUGUAAUUUACUUCUUUUGUUAUUUCAGUGCAAGUCUGCAUGUGGACACUCUUAUUUUGGAAUAAGAGCACUGAAAUAGGACACAUUCCUACGUUCACAUGUUACUCCAAAAUUUGGACCCGAGGCACCCAAUAAUGGCCUGCCUAUAACUGUAAACAAAUUGUCAAUUUAGCCUGUGUUAAUGGGUAACAGGAGGUGGCCUGCCCUAGAGGAAUUGCCCAGGUUUUACCAGGGAGUUUGUCUCUGCCCCUCAGAGGUCUGCCCAGGACAGACUAGUUCUGUCAAACCAUGAGAGGACCCGGAUACAGGCUUCCGCUCAAAGGAUUGACGCUAAAGCAGUAAUUCUUCAAAAACAAAGUAACAUCUAUUUAAGUAAAUAUUCAGUUACAAUACAUUUAAUAAUCAAGAAAGAAUGCAUUGUGAAACAUAACCCAGAGCAUAGUACAGUUGCAUUGCAUUUAGAAAUCAUAUAGGGAGGCGACACGACAGACUACAUAAACUAUAUAGCUGAUACAAUGUUGCACAAUACAAUACACAUAGACCCUUUAUGCAUAUGUAUAAAGCCUUAAUGCAGUGCUACAAUAUAAUACCAAACUUAUUACAAUGUAACAUACAGAACUCUUUUACAUAUGUAUAAAACUGCAUUACAAUAUUACACAUUAAAGGACAUUACUAAAUAACAUUCUAUGAGUUCUGAUCAGGCAGUCAUAGAAUGGUGGGGUAAAAUCCAUUCAGACACAGACAUUCAGUUUUAUUUACAAUCAGUCCCACGCAUUCCUUAUCAUUAAGAAGGAAUUAUACUUACUUUCUUU